AUGGCCACCUGGGUUAGCUGCAACGAAAGUGCUGGACUGGCCUACGUGGAUUGUACCAAGGCUUCGCGCCAGCACCGAGAGAAUGAACAGAUCGACACAGCAAUAAGCAAUCCAGAAAAGAGGGUAGGACGCAGUCACUCACAACUGCCCCUUUUUAGCCUUCUCAGAGACCGAUAUGGGGACCCGGAAUCUCUGUUGCAUUGGACUAAGCUCUCUGUGAACUGUGCCUUGUUCCAGAAGCUCCGAUUCUCGAAGCAGACAUGGACGAUCAUCUCGAAGACAGAGGUAUCACUUAACCGAGCUGUGUCGUCCUUGAAGCAAACGAGUAGGACGAUACCCAGUGAUUGGUGGAGAUGCUUGAGAGAGGUGGGUGGCUGCCAGGGCCCCGAUCAGAGUCUCGCCCGGAAAUUUUUUAUAGAAAUCGGCCUUGAGCUGUUUAAGGAUGAUUUGCAGGGCUUUCUCGAAGAUACGAGGGAGUUAUCAAAUCAGCAGCCGAUUUCCAAGAAUGCCAGCAGAGACCCUGAAGCUACAUCAAGAUUGAGAUACGUACUAAACACGCCUAUCGCUCGAUACAGGGUCAUGCAUCCGGAGGACCACCGGGUCAUCGAGCUUUUUGACGAGUACUACUGUUCCGGUAUCAGAUCGAGCGAGCGCUGGAAGCAGGAGCGCCAUCUCGCCGAUUCUAGCACACAUUGUAUCACCAUCUCGAUCCCAGAAGACCCUGGGGUUGAUGCUGAAGUCACAUUCAUUUUCGGUUUUGAGUACUGGAGAGUAUUGCAUUUCGGAACAUGCUUUCAGUCCGACAAUGACGACAAAGCACUUAUCCUCAGAGUUUCUCACCCAGGCGCUAUGUCACAGGCCGGAUUGCUCGCAUCAGGGAUGCAAACAAGUGCUCUUUGGAGCUGGGAGCAGACCAAUUCUAAAACAUUCACCCAGUGUCUCACAUACAGGAUCUUAGAUGGGAGCCAGGAUGUUGAAGACAUUGUCGGGCCCAUGGCUAAUGUGGAAGCAUGGCGAGAAGCCAGGGCAGGCAUGCUAGAUUUUUAUGGCCAGGAUUUUCGGGCCAGGAAUGAUAAGGAGAUGAGUGGGGAUGAGCAGAUGGGCGGCGGUGAUUCUGCCGAGGACGAUGGCUGUUGGACCGAAUCGUUGUUCUACUUGGAGAACAGCAACUCAGUCGCCCCCGAGCCAAUGGAGCUGACCGAACAUGAUAUCCACAAUCGUCUGUGCGUGCUUGCCGGUCGAUUCAUGGAAAUUGCCGAGUGUCGACAGUGGAACACAGUCGCAUCAGUCCAACCACUGUCUCAAUUGCUGCAAGGAAUGGGGCUGGGUGAUUUCACAGAUCAAACCGAGUUUGAUCGCGGCCACCUUGCUUGCGAACUCGCGACUCUCUUCGCCAAAAAAAAACUACCCCUGGCUAUCAAAGCUCCUCGACACUCCCGAGCUCCCCCAUUGAGCACGCAGGCCUGGCCAGUCAAGCAAGACUACACACCACCAGAGCGAGGACUUCUGACCCCCAUUUAG
Molecule: messenger RNA, 1521 nt
Organism: Thyridium curvatum
Lineage: Eukaryota; Fungi; Ascomycota; Sordariomycetes; Thyridiales; Thyridiaceae
Exons: 4
Coding region: 1-1521 (506 amino acids)
Source: RefSeq, a predicted model, not a curated record